Molecule: messenger RNA, 2313 nt
Organism: Tarenaya hassleriana
Lineage: Eukaryota; Viridiplantae; Streptophyta; Magnoliopsida; Brassicales; Cleomaceae
Product: probable LRR receptor-like serine/threonine-protein kinase RPK1
Exons: 1
Coding region: 251-1984 (577 amino acids)
Biological process (GO): protein phosphorylation
Molecular function (GO): protein kinase activity; ATP binding; protein binding
Source: RefSeq, a predicted model, not a curated record
GAUAGUUUUGUGGAAAUUAUUUCCUUGUUUGACUAUUUCCAUUACAUCAACAGCUUCGCCUUUCUUGGUUAUCGGGCAGGGAACUCUGGUUCUUUAAUGUCGUUUUCUUCUGGGUAAAACAUUAAUCUCUUCCUUCCAAUAUCGGAUUCGGACAGAGGGGGAAGAGAAAAGUUUUGAUUUUCGCGGGGAUCUUUGGGAAGAGGAGAUUUGGGUUUUUGACUUUCGCCGGGAUUAAUUUCCUGCGGAGAAAAUGAGGAACAGUCUUCUCUGGAAAACCAUGUUCUGGGUCGUCUUGUUUUCGCUUUCAUUUUCCCGGAAAGUGCUUUCCGGGAAUGUUUUCCAUGACAGAACUGUUCUGCUGGAGCUGAAGAGAAGUUUCACCGAUCCAAAUGGGAUACUCUCGAGCUGGGAUUCCGACAGCUCAAACCACUGUUCUUGGUACGGUGUCUCCUGCGACUCCAAGUCAAGGGUCGUCUCUCUGAUUCUCAGAGGCUGCCGCCGUGGGGAUCAAGGUGGUUUUGACUUUGCAGAUUUACCUUCCUGUUCCCUUAGAUUAGGAGGUGAAAUCUCGUCGGCUGUCGGUAAACUUGCUGAAAUUAGGGUUUUGUCUCUUGCCUUCAACUAUUUGAGCGGUGAAUUACCUGAGGAGAUUUGGGGAUUGGAGAAACUGGAGGUGCUUGACCUUCAAGGUAAUAGCUUUCUCAGGAAAUUUCCAGGGAGAUUUUCUGGGUUGAAGAGAAUCGGGGUUUUGAAUCUAGGGCUUUAUCAGAUUCCAUCUGAGAAUAUGCUUGUGCCGCUGAUUCUGGCUAAGGACGAGAUUCUUGAAUCGUCUAGGAACAGAAUCAAGCUUCGAAAGCUUAUGGAAUCCGAUGAUGGAGAUGAGAACCCUAAAAACAAAAUGGGUCCGAAUCCGGACACCGAAACGGGCCAAUCUCCGCCUGGUAAAGACGGUUUGUACCCGAUAGAGAUCGCUUCGAUCGUGUCAGCUUCAGUCAUUGUCUUUGUCCUUCUCGUACUCGUCGUCUUGUUCAUCUACACGAGGAAAUGGAAGCGGAAUUCUCAGGUUCAGGUAGCCGAAACGAGGGAGAUCAGAGUGUUUGUGGACAUCGGAGUUCCUCUAACGUAUGAGAAAAUCGUUAGGGCAGCAGGUUACUUCAGUAACUCGAACUGCAUCGGCCAUGGUGGCUUUGGUUCCACAUACAAAGCCGAGGUGUCUCCAAACGUUGUAAUUGCCGUCAAGAGGCUCUCUGUCGGGAGAUUUCAAGGGGUUCAACAGUUUCACGCUGAGAUAAUGACGCUGGAAAUGGUUAGACACCCGAAUCUCGUUACCCUAAUCGGGUACCACGCAAGUGAGACCGAGAUGUUCCUCAUUUACAAUUACUUACCCGGUGGAAACCUCGAGGAUGUCAUCAAGGAAAGAUCAGAAUCCAAUCUCGACUGGAAGAUCCUUCACAAGAUCGCGUUGGAUAUAGCCCGAGCCCUUGCCUACCUCCAUGACCAAUGUUCUCCCAAGGUUUUGCACCGAGACAUCAAACCGAGCAACAUACUUUUGGACAACAACUACAAUGCGUAUCUGUCUGAUUUCGGGCUGUCCAGAUUGGUGGGAACUUCGCAGUCCCAUGUCACAACAGGCGUGGCUGGAACAUUCGGGUACGUGGCUCCAGAAUACGCAAUGACAUGCCGUGUUUCUGAGAAGGCGGAUGUUUACAGUUACGGGAUAGUGCUGCUCGAGCUGAUAUCGGAGAAACGGGCGUUGGAUCCGACGUUUUCUUCGCAGGAGAACAUCGUGUCGUGGGCACAUACGAUGUUAAAACAAGGCAGGGCUAAGGAUGUUUUCGCGAAAGGGCUGUGGGAUUCGGGUCCACAGGACGAUCUAGUCGAGGUUCUGCAUUUGGCCCUCAAGUGCACUGUCGAUAGCCUCUCUACUCGACCGACCAUGAAACAGGUGGUUCAGCAUCUCAAACAUAGCCAGCCCUCUAAAUGAACCCAAAUGUCUGACCCCCAUGGCUCUCCUCUGAAACAGGCGGUUCAACAUCUGACACAGAACCUGCCCCUCUGAAUGAACCCAAAGGUCUUGCCAUAGCUGUAGCCCGUUUAGAGUUCAGAUCAGAAGUCUCUCUUCUACAGCGGGUGUUUGCUUUUUUUUUCUUUUUUUUUUUUUUGCUUGUCUUGUUAGUGUUAUUGUUCUUGGCAAUGUGCUUGAUUUAGAAGGGGAAAAAAAAAACUUUUUCCAAUUUGGAAGAUAUAACCCUUACAUUAGAACCAGAAACUUAAUCUGCUCAAGUACACUGCGUAGGUUGUUACAUUCUGAUG